Messenger RNA from Phaeodactylum tricornutum CCAP 1055/1, 1960 nucleotides. RefSeq lists its product with no specific name. The record is from RefSeq and is a predicted model, not a curated record. The coding region runs from base 1 to 1509 and encodes 502 amino acids. The transcript has a single exon. Lineage: Eukaryota; Bacillariophyta; Bacillariophyceae; Surirellales; Neidiaceae.
AUGGCAGUCCUCGUCCCCAAUCACAGUCAGUAUACCCCCGUCUGCUGCUGCCUCUUUCAUGGCAUACGAGAAAGUAUGAAGUCGCGAUCACUGCUACUACCUUACAGUAUUGCCUUGGGUCUGCUAUCGAUUGGAAGGUCCUGGUGGGACGCGCUGGGCAUCCUUGGGGGAUUAUCGGCCGUACGGGCGGCGCCCCGGCCCUUCUCGUCGUCCCGGAGUUUCGUCAAACUCCCGGAAGCCUCCUCAACGCUACUACAAAUGCACAGUCUUUACGUGAAACAGCCUCCGCACGAUCGCACUUUGUACAAUACGCUCCAAGUCUGUCCAAACGCCACGGCGCACGAAAUUACGCGUGCGUAUCGGCGAUUGAGUCGGACCCUGCAUCCCGACAAGCAAACCGGCUCGACCGUACAUACAAGCAACGUAGACCGCUUGGAGAACAUCCGUCACGCCUACGAAGUCCUCAAAGACGAUGCUACGCGGUUACCGUAUCACCGUUACGGACUCUUGGAUGCGUCGCACGCCGUGCUCUUACUCACGGGACACGGUGGUGUGGGAAACGGUCGUCACAGCCACGAUCCAGCCUUGGACGAUCUCCUCCGUCUCGUGGGAUACGCUCGGGAAACGCCGGCAUUCCCGGCCAAUAGCAUUGGUGGUACGACGGAUGCGGAAAUCCGACGACAGCAUCACCAAGCGCGAGUGUACUAUCUAGCAUCCCAUAUUCUGGAGCGUAUACGACCCUUUGUCGAAAAUGCCGUCGACGCCACGACCUUGACUACCGUGUGGACGGAAGAAUGCGACGCUGUGAAAUCGUUGCCUUUGGGAUCGCAGAUCCUCCGUUGCGUGGGUCGAGCCUAUUGUUACACGGCACGCAAAACGCUCCGGAAAGGACCCCGGACGACCAAUGUAUCCGGUGGUGCAUCCCUCCGUAGCCUGCCGUCACCGGCCCUUCCCGACGCGGUACGCGAUGGAUACCGCAGUGCCAAGCAUCUGUUCACCGCAGCCGUGGCGAGUGGACGAGUCGUCGUGACGGAACACCUGUCGAAAAGCGCGAAGUCAUCCACGACAACCACCCAAGCUGGCGGUAGGGCAUCACAAAACUUUCUCACCUGUCAUUUUGAUGACGACCUGGAUGUGGGGACACUACCAGGAGAAACAACAGAUACAGCUCCCACGGACGAAGAAAUCAAACAAAACGAAAAGGACAAGGCCCGGGCCGCACUUUUGGAAUCGCUCCAAGUCGAAGCACUCUGGAAGAUUAGCAAGCUAGACUUGGAUCGGACAAUUCGCGAAGCGUGCGAAUUGAUUCUACAGGGCGACUAUUUUUUCUUUCCGUCACACCAAAGCGUGUCUCCCAGUGAUUGGCAGCGACAGGAUCAUGGGUGGGUAGGAUCGACGGGACGCGUCAUUGGUACCGAUGAAGGGCGAUUCCGUGCGGCACAGGCGCUCGAACUUCUGGGGAAAAUCAUGGUACAGCGUUCCAAAGAGGGCACGUCAUGGAAGGCGUGAGCGGUACCGUCGUGCAAUGCCUGCAUCGAGCGACAAAAGUACACAAGUACUCGUUCUACCAGUACUCGCCCACCCUCGUUUCUGCAUGCUGCGCAUCGAAUCAAGUCAAAGCAAGAGGAAAAGAGUAUUGGAGUCUGCUGAACCAGAGCGCGGGUCCCCUGUCGUUCAAGAUGUGAACAUUGGAGGGGGGGGAGGGGGAUUGGCAAGAACCAAAUGCCCGUAAGCUUUCAACGCGCUCACGCACGUUGUGACAAGAGGCCAAGAUGGCCAUCAGUAUACGGUCCAAACGGUCGCUUAUGUUGUGUAGGACCUGCCUCUUGACAGGAACGCAACGAAGAAGGCCAUGACGUACAAAUACUAGGCUCCGCAAACAAAGCCGAAAAGAAUUCGCGAAUCUCAAUCUUCCUACUCGAAUAAGAUUGUUUUUUGAACCGUAUAGGUAUCUGCCAUC